GUUGCAGAAAAAAAAAAUCGAUGGAAAUCGCGCCAUGUCAUUGGUUCAUUUUUGUUAAUUUGAAGAUAUUUACAGUUUACACGUCAAUUUACAGUUUGAUAUUUUCAAAUUUACAAUUUGUAUAAAUAGAUCUAGAUUUUUACACUUUUCCUUCAAAGGCCCGAAAAUCAAAACUAGAACCCAGCCCAACUCGAAGUCAGUAUACAGGAAGUUAAGUUUGUGUGCAGGACCCUUGAUAAGAUCCAACUACCACCUAAAAGUAAUAGAAUAACUUAAGUAUAAAGUCAUUAGAACUUUAUCAUAUAAUAUUAUAUCAAAUAGAUAGAAAUCAGGAUGUCGGAAGUAGUGCCUGAAACAAACACUCCGGUACAGACACCUUCAUCAGAAGCGACAUUUUUCAAUAAAUCAGAUGAAUCUGCGACAACUCCAACUCAACCACAAGAACUCUCCAAAUCAGAAUUAUUAGGAGUAUCUGAAACCGAUAAACCACUUUCACCACCUAAUCCAUCACCAACACCAGAAAAGCGUCAUGCCGAAGAAGAUAUUAAUAGAGAAGAAUCCAAAAAGAUAAAAUUGGAUGAAGCUGAAGCAGAAGCUGAACCAAUUGCAGAAUCACAAUCAAAUCAAGAAGAAUCUGAAUCAAAACCAAUAGAAGAAACUCCUGUACCUGCACCUGUACCACUUGAACCAGCUCCAAAACCUCCAGCAGAACCAGAUAUGAAUAAUUUACCAGCUAAUCCAAUUCCACCACAUCAAUCAAAAUUUGCACUUAAUACAAUUAAAGCCAUUAAACGAUUAAAAGAUGCAGCACCAUUCUUACAUCCAGUUGAUACAGUUAAAUUAAAUAUUCCAUUAUAUUAUAAUUAUAUUCCAAGACCAAUGGAUUUAAGUACUAUAGAACGGAAAAUUAAUGUAAAUGCUUAUGAAGAUUAUCAUCAAAUAAUUGAUGAUUUUAAUUUAAUGGUUUCAAAUUGUAAAAAAUUUAAUGGAGAAAAUUCAGGUAUAUCAAAAAUGGCUGUUAAUAUUCAAGCUCAUUUUGAAAAGCAUAUGUUAAAUUUUCCUCCUAAAGUUUUACCAAAUGUUGGAACAACAUCUAAUGGUAGUGUUUCUACCACCAAAUCAACUAUUAAUACUAGUACUACCAAUAAUAAUAAUGCAGCUUCUAAUAAAAGAAGAUCAACUUCAACUGUUGAAUCAGAAUUAACCAGAAGAGAAUCAGUUGCUGGUCAUCGACCAAAAAGAACAAUUCAUCCACCUAAAUCAAAAGAAUUACCUUAUGAUGUAAGACCUCGUAAAAAGAAGUUUCAAGCUGAAUUAAGAUUUUGUGCACAAACUGUUAAAGAAUUAAUGUCAAAGAAACAUUAUAGUUAUAAUUUCCCAUUUGUUGCACCUGUUGAUCCAGUUGCAUUAAAUAUUCCAAAUUAUUAUAAUGUAGUUAAAGAACCAAUGGAUUUAGGUACAAUUCAAUCUAAAUUAGCUAAUAAUCAAUAUGAAAAUGGAGAUCAAUUUGAACGAGAUGUUCGAUUAGUAUUUAAAAAUUGUUAUCUUUUUAAUCCAGAAGGUACUGAUGUUAAUAUGAUGGGUCAUAGAUUAGAAUCUGUAUUUGAUAAGAAAUGGGCCAAUAAACCAAUUCCUGAACCAACUCCAACUAAUUCAGAAAUUGAAGAUUCUGAUUUAGAAUCAAGUGGAGAUGAAGAAGAUGAACCUGAAAUUAAUGAAGCCAUGCUUUCAGAAAUUCCUGCUAUUCAAUUAUUAGAAAAUCAAUUGAUUAGAAUGAAGAAGGAAUUGGAUCAAUUAAAGAAGGAACAUUUAAAGAAAUUAAAAGAACAACAAGCUGCUAAAAAGAAGAAGAAGAAGGCAUCUAAAAAAUCUAAAAGAAAAUCAAUUAGUCAUUCAGGAUCAGGAGCUGCAACUUCAUCAGCACCAGUUGUUACUUAUGAAAUGAAGAAACAAGUUAGUGAAAUGGUUCCUAAUCUUUCUGAUAAGAAAUUACAAGCACUUAUUAAAAUUAUUAAAGAUGAUAUUGAAAUAAGUAAUGAAGAUGAAGUUGAAUUAGAUAUGGAUCAAUUAGAAGAUCGUACUGUAUUAAAAUUAUAUAAUUUCUUAUUUGGUAAGAAAGCUUCAGCUAAUUUAGCAAAGAAAAAGAAGAAAUCAUUUCCAACUAAUAGUAUUGAUGAAUUGGCUCAUUUAAGAAGUCAAUUGGCAUUAUUUGAUGAUGAUGCAUCAAAUUCAAUUAAUAAUAAUGGAUUUAUGAAUAUUGGUCAUGAGCCCGAAUCUUCUGAUGAUGAUGCAUCAUCAGAAAGUUCAGAAGAAGAAUAA
Molecule: messenger RNA, 2319 nt
Organism: Scheffersomyces amazonensis
Lineage: Eukaryota; Fungi; Ascomycota; Pichiomycetes; Serinales; Debaryomycetaceae
Gene: BDF1
Product: chromatin-binding protein
Exons: 2
Coding region: 334-2319 (661 amino acids)
Biological process (GO): regulation of DNA-templated transcription; chromatin remodeling
Cellular component (GO): chromatin; nucleus
Source: RefSeq, a predicted model, not a curated record